AUGUGGAAUUAUAUCGUGGAUUUGGAUUACUAUGUUUUUAACGUGGUGAUUCGCUGGACUUUUGCCAUGGGACUAUGGACUCCAAAGGAAAUCCGAUUUGAAAUUCGAAGAAUGAUUGCAGUGGCGAAUUCAUUGCAAGACAGUACUGAUCAAAUCACUAGGUCAAGCUGGUUGGAUCGCCAAACUGCUAAAGUGAAGAAACGCAAACGGAGAUACAAUCAUUUCAAGCGCAAGAUCAUGGCUAUGACUGCAGUUGAAUCUCCAUUGCACAUUCAUGAAAGUACCAAUUCUGAAGGAGAACGGAUUUAUUCCAAUCGUGCAUCAUUUGAUACUGACUCUUGCCAAGUUGGUAUUGAUAAUCGCGCGAGUGCUUGCAUCUCUCACAGAAUUAAAGACUUUGUUGGUCCUUUGGUAAAGGUUAACCGAUCUAUCAAAGGUUUUGGUGGAGAACGUGUCAUGAAUGUCUAUCAAGGCACCAUUGUGUGGAAAUGGCAGGACAAUGAUGGGCGAUUGCAUCGAUUUCGAAUUCCCAACUCUUACUAUGUCCCCAAAGGAAACUGUCGACUUCUCAGUCCCCAACAUUGGGCUAAGUCGCAGCUUGGAAGGGGGGUAUCAUCAAUCACACAAUAUGGAAUUGGUGAGACAACCACUUUUGACAAGUGUGUUCUAUUUUGGGAUCGAAAGAAGUAUUCUUUGGAUGUACCCCUUGGUCGCACCGACAAUGUUGCCACCUUCUAUUUGGCACCUGGCUUCAAACGAUUUGACCUCUUUUGUCAAGAAUGCAAUUUCGACUAUGACAAGAGUGAGGAGGAGCCGAUUAUUAUCUCUCCAGCCGGUGUUGUCAGUGAUAACGAAGAAGACGACGACGAUGAUGAUGAUGUUCUUCCACCAGACCCCCCUCCAACUACAGCCACUACCUUUUGGUCCCGACUGACUACCAAAUUUCGCCGUCCGAACCACAAGGCCAAGGCCCCUCAAACUCAAGCUCGCGAAGCAGCUUUUGACUUGGAUGGACCAACUACAGAUGGUGCACCCAAACCGGCGGUGAUAGCCGAGGAGGAGGAGAAACAACCAACAACAGAUAGCCAGCAACUACUACGGCUACACCACCAAAUGGGUCACAUCUCUUUUGCGAAACUGCAAAGCAUGGCAAAGCAAAAUAUCAUUCCACGAAGGUUGGCCAAUGCUGAUAUUCCAAGAUGCACUGCCUGUUGUUUUGCCAAAGCUACAAGACGACAAUGGCGGGAGAAGAGGAGAAAGCAUUGGACAAAGGAACAAACUGUAACAAGACCUGGAGAAGUCAUUUCAGUUGAUCAACUUGUCUCGCCUUCACCUGGAUUGAUUGCCCAAAUAUCUGGCACAUUGACUAAGAAGCGAUACAAGUACGCUACUGUUUAUGUCGACCAAUAUUCAGGAUUGAGCUUUGUUUACUUGCAGAAAACAGCAACUGCGGAUGAGACCAUUGAAGGCAAGAAAGCAUUUGAAGCCUAUUGCAAGCAACAUGGCGUGAGAGUUCAACACUACCAUGCCGACAACGGAAUUUUCAGAGCACAUAAAUGGGUUGACGAAUGCCGGAAGAUGGAGCAAGGACUUUCUUUCGCUGGAGUAAAUGCACACCAUUCCAAUGGACUUGCUGAGAGAAGAAUCCGAUCACUACAGGAUCUUGCUCGAUCAAUGCUGAUACACCAACAUAGAAGGUGGAGCAUGGCAGGUACCGUUCAUCUAUGGCCUUAUGCUCUGAGAAUGGCAAAUGACGCAAUCAAUGAAUCGCCGAACCUCAAGGACAAGCAAGGACGCUCGCCAUUGCAACUAUUCAGCAACUCUCAAGUACAAUUGAAUGAGAAGCAUUGGGUGCCUUUUGGUUGCCCAGUCUAUGUUCUGAAUACUGCAUUGCAGAGUGGAAAAGGGAUUCACAACAAAUGGGAGUAUCGAUCCAAAGUGGGCAUAUAUCUUGGGCGAUCUCCAAACCAUGGUCGAAACAUUGCAUUGGUCCUUGAUAGGACAACUGGGCUAGUGUCACCUCAGUUCCAUGUGAUAUUCGAUCGAAGAUUUCAAACCGUCAAAGAAGACAAAUUUGAUACUCAAUGGCAACGAAAGGCAGGCUUAGUCCAGCAUGAUAAACCGGACAAUUCAAAGCGAAAGCAAGCCUCGACAAUGGAGUCAGUCGAUCCUAAAACACAGGAAGUUUUGCCAGUUUCAGAGGGAGUCCAACCGCCAAAGAAGAAAGCGAGAAUGGAUGAUGAAGUAUCAAAGCCGGAAAAACACACACAGUUCGAGAUGCCGACCCCUGAUGGCCUCGACAAUGGGCUGCAGCCAUCCCCAUCCAAUGAUAGUCAAAUGGAUGAACCAACAAAUAACAAUGACCCACCAUCAAAUCCAGGAGCAGUCAGCGAUGCAGACACUGGUCGCCCUUCAAUUUUCGAGGAGGAGAAAGAGAAGGAGCGAGUUCCCGAAAGCCAAAGGGAUCCCAAGUCAGCGCAGCAUCCUCAUCCGGCUGAGGAUAUCAUUAAAGCAAUGAAGGCAGAACUAUCGAGAGCCACUGUGCAUGACGUUGAAGGAGAAAUAUUCUGCCUCCAAGCAAUGUUCCCCAAUUAUGCAGGAGAAAUGGAGCAGGACCCGCUAAGUAUUUAUAAAGCAACCUCGGACCCAGACACAAUGUACAUGCAUGAAGCCAUGCGAGAAAAGGAUGCCCAUGAAUUCAAGAAAGCAAUGAAGAAAGAAUGGGAAGAUCAAAUCAACAAUGGAAAUUUCAGUGUGGUACAUCGAUCGCAGGUUCCAGAGGGAGGCACAAUACUACCAGCGGUGUGGCAAAUGAAAAGAAAAAGAGAUAUCAAGACAAGAACGAUCAAGAAGUACAAAGCGAGAUUGAACAUUGACGGCUCAAAGAUGCAAUAUGGAAAACAUUAUGAUCAAACAUAUGCUCCAGUUGCGAGCUGGAACUCAAUCCGAACUUUGUUGGUCCUAUCAGCUCUUCUUGGUUGGCAUACAAGGCAAAUUGAUUACGUCUUGGCGUUUCCACAAGCACCAGUUGAACGUGAAAUUUACAUGAAAAUACCUGGUGGAUUCGAAGUGUCCAAGGGGAACACAAAAGAUUACGUGUUGAAACUCCAUCGAAAUGUAUACGGCGGAAAACAAUCCUCUCGUGUGUUUUUCAAGUUUCUGUCACGCAAACUCAUUGACGAAGUCGGUUUCAAGCAAUCCGAAGUUGAUGAAUGUGUGUUCUAUCGAGGAUCUGUGAUGUAUGUAUUGUACACAGACGAUUCAUUAUUGGCAGGUCCUGAUUUGAAGGAAGUUGAGCAGGCAAUUGAAGACAUUAAAGCCGCCAAACUGGACAUUACGAUUGAAGGAGACAUCCAAGAUUUCCUUGGUGUUAACAUUGAACGAAAAGAAGAUGGUACAAUCCAUCUCACACAACCACAUCUUAUUGACCAGAUUCUUGAAGAUCUACGGUUGGAAGACAAUGCCAAACCAAGAUCGAUUCCAGCUCCGUCAUCCAAACUACUGUCAAGGCAUUCUGACUCUCCAGACUUCGAUGGAUCAUUCAACUAUCGAUCAGUGAUAGGAAAAUUGAAUUAUCUCGAGAAGGGAUCUCGAUCUGAUAUUGCGUACAUUACUCAUCAAUGUGCGAGAUUCUCGAGUUGUCCAAAGAAGGAACAUGGAGAGGCCAUUCGAUGGUUAGGUCGAUAUCUGAAAGGCACGAAGGACAAAGGGACUAUAUUGAAACCAGACAAAGAGAAAGGUAUUGAAGUAUAUGUUGAUGCUGACUUUGCAGGAAAUUGGGAUCCAAAUGAAUAUGAGGAUCGCGAUACUGCAAGAUCAAGACAUGGAUAUUACAUCACCUACGCUGGAUGUCCCAUUGUUUGGAAAUCCCAGAUGCAAACAGAGGUAGCACUCUCAUCGACCGAAUCAGAAUACACUGGACUAUCUUAUGCACUCAGAGAAGCAAUUCCUAUCAUGAACCUUUUUCAAGAAAUGAUUGAUAAUGGGAUACCUCUGGAAACUUCAAAAGCGAAGGUGCAUUGUAAAGUUUUUGAGGACAACAGUGGGGCAUUGGAAAUUGCGAAAGUGCACAAGUUUCGACCAAGGACAAAACAUUUGAACAACAGACUACACCACUUCAGAUCAUACAUUGGUGAUGGACCUUGCAUGAUAAGUAUUCACAAGAUACACACACUGGAUCAAAUUGCAGACAUACUAACAAAGCCAUUGAAUGAAGCGAGUUUUGUCAAGUUCAGAAAAUUGGUACUUGGUUGGUAA
Molecule: messenger RNA, 4257 nt
Organism: Cylindrotheca closterium
Lineage: Eukaryota; Bacillariophyta; Bacillariophyceae; Bacillariales; Bacillariaceae
Source: the annotation of a GenBank genome assembly